AUGACAGCUAUUCCUGACAGUCGCAAUAGCAGUACUACAAUCCCCAACAGAAGAGAAUAUAUAGAAAGAAUAUUGUUUGACAGAAUUGACCUCUAUAAUAAUACAAUAUAUAUAGAUGAAGCAGGUUUUAAUUAUCACUUAAUACACUCACGAGGACGUUCAUUACAUGGUCAACCUGCUGUUAAAAGAGUCAUUAAUAAUCGUGGCAAAAAUCUUUCAAUAAUUACAGCAAUGAAUGGACAUGGCAUUCUUAAAUUCACGCCUCAUUUGGGUUCAGUAAAUAAGGCUAUCUUUAAAAGAUUUUUAAUUCAGCUUAAAAGAUUACUUCCUGUUAAUCAAAAAAGAUAUAUAAUCUUAGACAAUGUAAAAUUUCACCACUCACCAGAAGUUACGAAUGUUCUUAGAGGAACAUUACAUGAAAUUAUUUACUUACCACCUUACUCUCUAUUCCUUAAUCCCGUUGAGAAAGUUUUUUCCAAAGUCAAAAAUCAAGUUGCAAAACAUCGUCUUGAAAACCAUGAGUCUAUUAUAGGAAGAAUAGAAGAAGCAUUUGAUAUGAUAACCGAAAAUGAUUGCAUUAACUGGAUCACACAUACACGAUCAUAUUUUGAUCACUGUUUAAAUGAAGAAGAAAUUGAGAUGUAA
Messenger RNA from Racocetra fulgida, 645 nucleotides. Lineage: Eukaryota; Fungi; Glomeromycota; Glomeromycetes; Diversisporales; Gigasporaceae. The record is from the annotation of a GenBank genome assembly.